AUGGAGGAAGAGUUAAUCUGUGGAGUCUGUCACAUGGUGUUUCGCUCCACUGGGCUGCUCGAGAAACACAAAGCACUGUUCUGCAUUGGGAGUGAGGUAGGGCACCUUCGGGUGCGAAGGCACAGCUCUGAGAUUCUCAUCAGAGACAACGCUAGAGAUGUGUACCCUAAACAGACCAGAACCCCUGAUCUUGUACAGCUUAGAGGUCAGUGGAAGAACGUCACCAGGUGGAGGAGUGUUGAUGCUGAGCCAAAGUCAGGAAAAGCAGAAGAGAGUGCUGCUCUGCAAAACCUCACUGAUGAGGCUUGUGGGCGUCAGCUGGGUCACACUGACAGACUGAAGGAGAUGAGGGAAAUGGCAGCUCUCCAUGAGCACCAGCUGGCCCUGAUACAUGCUCACAACCAGCAGCUGGAGCAGCAGAGAGACGAGCUGGCCCUUCAGGUAAGUGUGCUGACUGAGCAGAGCAACAUAACUCACCUGGAGGGUCUGCUGACGGAGCUCAGAGAGCAGGAGGAGAGGAACAAGGAAACACUGCAACAACUCGAUGAACACCUCCACACAUUACAUAUAAAAGAGGUCUCUGUACCUGCUGAUCAGCUAGCUCCACACAAGAAUAAAAGGAUGCAUCAUGAUGACAACUAUGAGCUCAUUUCUACUGUGGAUGGCCCUCUCUCCGCACAGAUAAAAGCUCUGCGGCAGGCAUACAUGCAGUCAGGUGGGUCAGAUCCAGCCAUUGUGGCACAUAUGAUUGACCUGCAGGCAGAAGCCCAAAGUCUGGAGAAGAACCAACCAGCAACAGCCGCCAAGGACAGGAAGAAAGAGAAUGUGAAGCCUCUUCAGCGGGGUCCAAGCUGGGAGCUGCUGGCUGUGGAGCAGGAGAACCAAAGACUGGAAGAGGAGAUCCUCAUGAUCCAGCUGGCCAGGAAGAAACAUCAUAACUAUGAAGCAGCAGCGAGGACUGAGCUUGAGCUGAUUCAGACUCAGAACCUCCUGCAGAUUGUUGCUCUACAAGCAGAGAUGGAGAGAAGCAAAGAAACUCCCAGGCCUCGCAGACAGCCUCCUCCACCUCCAAUCCCCCUCCAACCCAACACCCACACGCAUGUACCUCUUCCCCUGCUCCAGGCCAGAUCCUUCACCUCUCCAUUAGGAAGAUGCAUGGUGGACCCCCUGGACUCCCUGAGUCCAGCACCCUACGACCCUGCAGCUGGUUUUGUGGUUUUUUAUGACCUGGUGCUGGGAAUUGACGCCUCUCAGACAGUGUUGCGCCUGGUGGCGGCUCUCUACUCUGAAGGUCAAGAAGUGGGACCACCGACUCCGCUGCCCCCUGUCCAGUGCCUGCCGGGAGUGUCCCUGCCGUACACCCAUAGCCUGCAACCUGGAAACUAUGCCGUCCUGUCUGUCAAACAACCUGUACCCAGGAUCCAGCCGUCACGCUCCCUCUUUCUGGUGGUGGAGGUCCAGACAGCAAGAGAUCUGGAUGUUUAUAAUCAGGACGUCUUCAAACUGCUGCCCUGUGGCUGGACACGACUGGAACUCUUUGACCAACACAACCAGCUCUGUAGUGGCCACUGGAGGGCGCCAGUGCGCAGACUGCCUAUUAGACCCUCCUUAAGCGUUGCCCAGCUCAACUCAGUACCUCAGGUGGAUAACAUGGAGCUGUGUGUACGUUUGGUCAACGGUCGAGAUGGAGAUGUGCAGCCUAUGGUAAAGCCCGACCCCAGCAGCACCAGCCACUAUAAAUAUCCAGCUGUGGUGUCUACUUUUCCUGUGACUCUUCCUGUUUCAGCUCCGCAGCCCUCUGGAGCGGAUCGACUCUCCUCCCACCUGCCCUUCACUGAUCACCAAGAGCCUCCCCCCACAGAGGCCAGUCAGAGCUGAAAAAGACAUCAAUACCUGAUAGAUGUUUCUUCCACAUCUUUAAUGAUGAUUUAUGUGGUGUAAUUGUGUAAAAGUGUAAAUGAGGGCCACUGAAGGAGUUUAUUUCACUUGUUUUGUGAUUGAGGUAUGCAGCGGUCUACAUUCAGGGCCUUUAUGCAAGAUGUGUUUUAUGAACAUGAAGCAAUGAGCUGUUGGAAAGAAGAGCACAGGGAUUUGACUUUCCAAUGUUAAAAUUAAACUGUUUUAACUGAAGUGCUUUCAUUUUUUGUACAGUCAUACUUUUAGGAUUGCAACAAUGAUUCAUUGUUUUUUUUUUUUUUUUUUCAAAUUGUUUGGUCUAUAAAUGUAAGGCAAUAGUGAAAAUACUCCCCAAUUUCCCAG
Messenger RNA from Thunnus maccoyii (southern bluefin tuna), 2259 nucleotides. RefSeq names its product coiled-coil domain containing 17 (gene ccdc17). The coding region runs from base 1 to 1878 and encodes 625 amino acids. The record is from RefSeq and is a predicted model, not a curated record. The transcript has 14 exons. NCBI's taxonomy places the organism in Eukaryota, Metazoa, Chordata, Actinopteri, Scombriformes, Scombridae.